Molecule: messenger RNA, 1567 nt
Organism: Molossus molossus (Pallas's mastiff bat)
Lineage: Eukaryota; Metazoa; Chordata; Mammalia; Chiroptera; Molossidae
Gene: DHRS7
Product: dehydrogenase/reductase 7
Exons: 7
Coding region: 61-1077 (338 amino acids)
Molecular function (GO): oxidoreductase activity
Source: RefSeq, a predicted model, not a curated record
AAUUCUGCGUGGCUGGGUGCGGUCUGCCUUCCUCCCGUGGAGCCGGCGCGUGCGGCCGCAAUGAGCUGGGACUUGCUGCUCUGGCUGCUGGCGCUGUGUGUACCGCUCGCGUUCGUGGUGCAGCUGGUGCGCUUCUUGAGGGCUGAUGGCGACCUGACCCUGCUGUGGGCCGAGUGGCAGGGGCGACGUCCAGAAUGGGAACUGACUGACAUGGUGGUGUGGGUGACCGGAGCAUCAAGUGGGAUCGGUGAAGAGCUGGUUUACCAGCUGUCUAAACUAGGAGUUUCUCUGGUGCUGUCAGCCAGAAGAGUGCAUGAACUGGAAAGGGUGAAAAGAAGAUGCCUUGAGAAUGGCAAUUUAAAAGGAAAAGAUAUACUUGUUUUGCCGCUUGACCUGACUGACAUAAGUUCACAUGAAGUGGCUACCAAAGCGGUUCUCCAGGAAUUUGGUAAAAUUGAUAUUUUGGUCAACAAUGGUGGAAGAUCCCAGCGUUCUCUGUGUGCGGAAACUAGCCUGGAUGUCUACAAGGAGCUAAUAGAUCUUAACUACUUAGGGACAGUGUCCUUGACAAAGUGUGUUCUGCCUCAUAUGAUCGAGAGGAAGCAAGGAAAGAUUGUUACUGUGAACAGCCUCAUGGGUAUCUUCUCUGCGCCCCUUUCUAGUGGAUAUUGUGCAAGCAAACAUGCUCUUCGGGGUUUUUUUAAUGGCCUCCGAACUGAACUUGCCACCUACCCAGGUAUCCUAGUUUCUAACAUUUUCCCAGGACCUGUGCAAUCAAAUAUUGUGAAGAAUGCCUUAACUAAUGAUGCCACACAGACUUUAUGUAAUGUUGGAGACCAGUCCUACAAGAUGGCAACCAGUCGUUGUGUGCGGCUGAUACUAAUCAGCAUGGCCAAUGACUUGAAAGAAGUGUGGAUCGCAGAUCAACCUUUUUUGUCAGUGGCAUAUUUGUGGCAAUAUACCCCAACCUGGGCCAUGUGGCUAACAAACAAAUUAGGGAAGAAAAGGAUUGAGAACUUUAAGAAUGGUCUGGAUGCAGAUUCUUACUUUAAAAUCAGGAAGACAAAGCACGACUGACAAAGCACUUGCAUUUUCAAGCCACCGGAGGGAGAAAUUGAAAACAAGAAAAUCGCCCUCUUCUUGUGCAGAAAAGACUAACUUGUGAUUUUACUUCUUACUAGAUAUAACUUUCAACAUGUAAUAAACAACAAAUAAAAGAUUGCCAUGAAUCUUGCAGUAAAGAUGGUGAUACAUACUACAUUCUUGGAUAAAAGAGCAUUUUAACAUACUUUAGCAUUUAUGCUUAAAAUCGAGGUUAGCAAAAUGUGAAUAAAAGAAUUACAGUAAUCCAUUUAAUGUAAACAUAUGGAAUAUUACACGAAGCUUAAAAGGUCUGAGCGGCGGGAGAUCACAUCCACAACACAAGGCCAAUGUAGAGCAAAAUAGCUUUAUUGCAUAUGUCUGGGUGCAGGUGUGCUGAGCUGAGACGAGCUCAGCAUUGAACUUUUUUUGCUCUCUGGCUUAUAUAGAUACAAACUACGGAAACUAGAAAAAAAAAAAAAAAAAA